UAAUGCAAUUAUGCAACACACAACACACACUCUCUCUCUCUCUGUUUCUGGUUUCGACUUUUCCUUAAAAUCUCAAUCGAGACCAAAAUGUUUUCGAAACUCCAAAAAGCAUCCGAUAAGGCGAGGAUAUUUUGGCAACACAAAGGCAAAGCCAGUUGCUGUGUGUUUCUGAGGCACCUAAGCAUGACCAAGAAGAGCUCCAAAGUUCAGGCUCUCUACGACCUCUGCAACAAGACUUUCACGCCCUCAGGGACACCUCCUCCCUCUUCUCAAGCUAUCCAGAGGCUCUCUUCUCUCUUGGACACUGUUGGCCCAGCUGAUGUUGGGCUCAAAGAAGAACAUUCAGAUGAUGAUCGAGGACAUGGCUUUUUUGGACUUACCGAACUAAACAGGGUAGCACGAUGGGCACAACCAAUAUCUUAUCUGGACAUAUAUGAAUGUGAUAGUUUUACGAUGUGCAUAUUCUGCUUUCCUACUUCCGCAGUUAUUCCACUCCAUGACCACCCCAGGAUGACUGUUUUUAGCAAAGUUCUUUAUGGCUCUUUGCAUGUGAAAGCUUAUGAUUGGGUUGAGCCUGCCCAAAUCCGGGAAAGCAAGGGACCAAGUUCCUUUCCAGUAAGAUUGGCAAAGUUGGCUGUUGAUAAGGUUUUAACAGCACCGUGUGGGACAACAGUUUUGUAUGCAAAGAGUGGGGGUAAUUUGCAUUGUUUUACGGCAGUCACUCCUUGUGCUAUGCUUGACAUCCUCUCACCUCCCUACAGAGAAGAAGCUGGCAGAAAGUGUACUUACUAUCAUGACUACCCUUACUCAACCUUCUCAGCAAGAAAUGGAAUGGAGAUAAUUGAUGGAAAAGAAGAGGACUAUGCAUGGCUUGCAGAGAUAGAAACACCAGAUGAUCUCUAUAUGCGCCAGGGAAAAUAUGCUGGCCCAGCUAUUCAAGUCUAGCUCUCAUCACUUUUGUUUGGUAGAUAGCCCACAUUUCUCAUUUGCAUUUGGCUGGAGCUUUAAACCACAGAAAAUGUUGUUGAAUGUUUACCACUGUAGUCUGACUAAAGGGGUACUGAGAUGCUGAUGCAGUGUGCUUUCUAGUUGGUUGAUAAAAUAUACUUGGAUUGGAGGGUUGUGUUCAUAGAACUGUAACGUGAAUUGAAUGAGUCAUCUCGAUGGUCACUUUUUCUAAGAAUGUAUUCAAGGGCUUCCGUUACACCAAUUUUGAUGUUAUAAAUAUCGAGUGAUCCUUUCUUUA
Molecule: messenger RNA, 1246 nt
Organism: Alnus glutinosa
Lineage: Eukaryota; Viridiplantae; Streptophyta; Magnoliopsida; Fagales; Betulaceae
Product: plant cysteine oxidase 3-like
Exons: 5
Coding region: 88-945 (285 amino acids)
Molecular function (GO): oxidoreductase activity, acting on single donors with incorporation of molecular oxygen, incorporation of two atoms of oxygen
Source: RefSeq, a predicted model, not a curated record